GUUCUCUAACUCGUUUGAAUAUAAUAAAUUUCUUUAAAUCUUUCUAAUUGAGACAAAAAUUUACAUGAUUUACAUCGAGCGUGUCGUCUGCUUGAUAGAAAAACUUGACAUUUGUUGAUGUUGACAUCGCCAAAUAUUUUGUUUUUUUUUUUUUUAUAAAUAAUAGUGUAAAUGUUAAAGUACUAAUUAAACUUAUAAAUCGAAAAAAAUUGGCUCGUUUUAUAAAAUUAGUUUUUAACAAAUAAAAAAACGUAAAAAAAAAAGAUAAUUGCAAAAUGGUCUUGAGCGAGGGUCCAGAUCCUGAGAGUAUGGGAUGUGGUUUUAAUGCUUUUAAAGAAAUUGACGAAAUAAAUGCAUUAAUUAAACAAUUGAGAGAGCCUGAUUUACCAUUUCGAACAGUGGAAAAAAAUAUGGAACAAUUUAAAUAUAUUUUAACACAAUAUCAAGAUCAACAUCAUCUUUUGGAUCCGCAUUUGGAAAAUAUUUUGGAUCCAAUGUUGGAAAUUGUUAAAAAUGAAAAUAUUGCCGAUAGUGUGAAACACAAUGUUUUUAAAUAUUUAUAUAUACUUAUGUCGGUGAAAACUUAUAAGAAAACUGUUACAUAUCUUCCACACGAGGUAAUGGAUCUUUUACCGGUUUUGCGAAUGUUGGAAAAACAAGAUACAACUGACAAUGAAACAUGGGAAACACGAUAUGUUCUUCUUAUUUGGUUAUCAAUAAUUUCGAAAAUUCCAUUUCCCCUCUCGCGUCUUGAAAUUGAUGAACAAAUUGAUCCAGAGAAAACAAUUAUCGUUAGAAUUGUGCGAAUUUGUCAGCUUUAUUGUUUUUCCAAAGAUUCUUGCUCGAUUGCAGCUGUAUUUUUAAUUGCAAAUUUUCUCACUCGAUCGGAUGUUAAAAAAUUAUUUCUAGAUGAAAUGAUCAUGUGGUGUUUGAAGUGCCUCGAGGAAGAUUCAUCAAGACAUGGAUCUCUGGCCGUUUUAGCGUCAAUUUUAAAGCAUUGCGCUCGAGAAGAUUUGAAGCCAUAUACACAGAAAAUUUUAGAUUCAAUUCUCAAAAUUAAAUUAAAUGACAAUCCCGAUGUACUCGUUAGGAAAUUUGCAAUGAAAGUUAUUCAACGAAUUGGUUUCGUUUUACUGAGAACAAAAUUAGCAUCUUGGCGAUAUCAACGUGCAAGUAAACCAAUUAGUUUAGUUUCCAAUGUUCCUAAAACAACGAUUACCGAAGUUAUCGUCGAAUCAAAUACAACGGAAAUGAUUUCUGAAAUUGAAGACGAAGACAUUCCGCCUGUGAUUGAAGAUAUUAUAGAAUAUUUAAUUCAAGGAAUGCGUGAUAAAGUGAUUAUUAUCAGAUGGUCAGCGGCUAAAGGUAUUGCAAGAAUAACGGCUCGUUUGCCAAUUGAUUUAGCUGAUGAUGUUGUGGGAUUUGUUUUGAAUCUUUUUUCUGGCCGUGAAUCAGAUUCUGCAUGGCACGGUGGUUGUUUAGCUUUAGCAGAACUUGGCAGAAGGGGUUUGCUUUUACCACAUCGUUUAAGAGACGUUAUUCCCCUUGUUCUUCAAGCUCUUGUUUUCGAUGAACCGAGAGCUUAUGGAUCAGUUGGAUCGAUUAUAAGAGAUGCUGCAUGCUACGUUUGUUGGUCGUUCGCGAGGGCUUUUGAACCUCAUGUUUUUUUACCUCACGUUAAAGAAAUUGCAGCAACUUUAUUAACUGUCACUUGUUUCGAUCGAGAGAUAAAUUGUCGACGAGCGGCUUCGGCUGCUUUUCAGGAAAAUGUUGGUCGUCAAGGAAAUUUUCCACAUGGAAUUGACAUUUUUACUGCCGCUGAUUAUUUUGAAGUUGGAGUUAGAAGCAAUGCCUUUCUAAAAAUUAGUGUUCAUAUAGCGCAAUUUGAAGAGUACACAAAACCAUUAAUUGAUCAUUUGAUUGGGAAAAAAGUCAAUCAUUGGGACACGUCAAUUAGAGAACUUGCUGCCAAAGCUCUUCAUAAUUUGACACCGAGAGAUCCACAUUAUAUGGUUGAGACGGUGAUACCGAGUUUAUUGAAUAUGAUUGAUUCGAUUGAUUUGAACGUUCGUCAUGGAUCAGUAUUGGCAAUCGGAGAAAUUCUCGAAGCAUUGUAUAUCGAAUAUCGCGACGACAUUACCAUCACAAUUGGUCAAGAGGCGGUUGAACGAAUUAAAAAAAUGGUGCGAACCAUUCGAGUCAGAGGACAAUUUAAAGGAUUAGGCGGUGAAUUAAUGAAACAAGCUUGUGCAACAUUAAUUAAAAAAUGUGCUCUCAUUCAUUUUCCAGUUCAUUCAACGGAAGUUGUUGCUGAUUGGCAAGAUUUAUUGGAAGAGAGUUUAAGUCAUGAGGUACUUGCAAUCCGAUCAAAAGCUGCUGAAUCGCAUACAGAAUUUUUUGACGAAUAUUAUACGGAUAAUUAUACGGAUGAAAAUGCUCGUAGUGUGAUAAUUAAUCGAUAUUUGGGAAAUUUACAAGCGAGCAAUCAAAUUUUACGUAUUGGAUUUGCCCAAGCUAUUGGACACUUUCCACUUUUUGUAAUUAAAGAGAGAACUGAAAAUAUUAUAGAAUCAUUGAUUGCUUGCACACAAAUAACAGAUGAAACUGGAAAAUGGGCAGAAAGUAGGAAGGAAGCUCUUCAUUCAUUAACAAUGAUUUGUCAAACGCUGGGCGUUGAAAAUUCUGAUACAUGGAAACGAUUUGUUAAUCAAUUGUACGAUUGCUAUUUAUUGGCUCUCAAAGAAUACACGACAGAUAGUCGAGGUGAUAUUGGUGCUUGGGUUCGAGAAGCCGCAAUGACUGCAGUUAAUGUAUUAACAAAUUUAGUUUCACAAGCAAAUCUCUCAGGAAUGUUAACGGAAAAUUUAAUGGCAAAUGUGAUCGGUGGAAUUGCUCAGCAAGCAGUUGAGAGAAUCGAUAGAAUAAGAGCACAAGCUGGUGCUAUUUUUAAUUCUCUAAUACACAGUGAUCCACAAUUGCCAAAUAUUCCAUAUCAUGAGGAAUUAAUGAAAAUUUUCCCCUCUGAAGAUUGUAAGGAUAUUGAUUGGAAAAUGGAGUCAGUGACAUUUCCAAGAUUUAUAAAAAUGCUUACAUUUACACCUUAUACGGAUAAUCUUUUAAGGGGAAUAAUAUUUAGCGUUGGCGGUGUUACUGAAUCACUUGUAAAAUAUUCAAGUUUCUCAUUAUUUUCCUAUCUCAAAGAAAUUGAUGAGGAUACACUUAAAGAUCUCACUAAUAAAAUUCUCAAUGUUUGCGAGGAAAGUCAUAAAAAUGAAAGAAUGAUUAUAUCAAUUUUGGCAUUUUUAGAUCGACUACUCAGCUCUGGAAGUAUUCAAAUUAUUCUCGAUAAUAAUGAAAGUGAAAUACCAUUGCGAAUGUUGUGUCUUUUAAAAAAAGAAAUGAAAGUUAUGCACAAUACGGCAAUGACCACUAGCAGUAUUAAAAUUAUUUGUCAACUUCUUCAGGUGAGAAGCUCUGUUAGUAAACAAGCAUUUGCACAUUUGAGUCUUUAUUUAUGUAAUAAAUAUAAAUAUUUGAGAAAAGCAACAGCUACAAGAAUUUAUGAGACUUUAACGCUUUAUGGAGAAGAUAUGGAUAUAUCAGAAGAAGAUCUCACAAUUUUACUCAACGAAUUAAAUGAAACAGAUUGGGAAAAACCAGUUGAGGAAUUGCGACCAAUUAGAAAUCAUCUUUGUGAAUUGAUGAAAGUUCCUGCGCCUACUAUUCAAAAAAAAGCACAAAAAUAGAAAAAUUCACCUUUAUUGAAAAAAAAUAUAUAUAUACAAUUAAUAAAGUUAUUUAAAAAAAAACAAAUUUUUACUACUAAUAACAAAUAAAAACAAAUACUCAUUAUUGUAAA
Messenger RNA from Leptopilina boulardi, 3859 nucleotides. It is a transcript of the gene TBCD, whose product is annotated as tubulin-specific chaperone D. Gene Ontology annotation, molecular function: GTPase activator activity; beta-tubulin binding. Gene Ontology annotation, biological process: post-chaperonin tubulin folding pathway; bicellular tight junction assembly; tubulin complex assembly. Bases 276 to 3746 code for a protein of 1156 amino acids. Gene Ontology annotation, cellular component: lateral plasma membrane. The transcript is spliced from 18 exons. Lineage: Eukaryota; Metazoa; Arthropoda; Insecta; Hymenoptera; Figitidae. The record is from RefSeq and is a predicted model, not a curated record.